CAACCAACAAUCAUCAUGAAGUUCCUCAUUGUCUUCGUUGCCCUCUUCGCCGUGGCCCUCGCCGCUCCAUCCGGAGAUGUGACCAUCCUCCGCUCUGAGUCGGAUGUUGGACCCGAAAACUUCAGCUAUGCAUUCGAGACCAGCGACGGAACUGCCGCCCAGGAAUCGGGAGUCCUGAAGAACGCCGGCUCCGAGCAGGAGGCCAUCGCAGUCCAGGGCUCCUACAAGUUCAUUGGUGAUGAUGGCGUCACCUACGAGGUCACCUACAUCGCUGAUGAGAACGGUUUCCAGCCCUCGGGCGCUCAUCUGCCCGUGGCCCCUGAGGCUUAA
This is a messenger RNA of Drosophila persimilis, 330 nucleotides long. Its product is annotated as larval cuticle protein 65Ag1. Gene Ontology annotation, cellular component: chitin-based extracellular matrix. Lineage: Eukaryota; Metazoa; Arthropoda; Insecta; Diptera; Drosophilidae. Gene Ontology annotation, molecular function: structural constituent of chitin-based larval cuticle. The transcript is spliced from 2 exons. Bases 16 to 330 code for a protein of 104 amino acids. The record is from RefSeq and is a predicted model, not a curated record.